Messenger RNA from Salvia miltiorrhiza (redroot sage), 516 nucleotides. RefSeq lists its product as uncharacterized. The record is from RefSeq and is a predicted model, not a curated record. Lineage: Eukaryota; Viridiplantae; Streptophyta; Magnoliopsida; Lamiales; Lamiaceae. The transcript has a single exon. Gene Ontology annotation, molecular function: RNA-DNA hybrid ribonuclease activity; nucleic acid binding. The coding region runs from base 1 to 516 and encodes 171 amino acids.
AUGUCGGUAUUGCCGAAGGAGGGAGAUAAGAGGUGGAUUCCACCGUGCCGGGGUAUCUUCCGGUUAGACGUGGAUGUCUCUAUCCAUGCGAAUGGGAAUUUGGUUGGAGCAGGGUUUCUGGUUCGAGAUCAUGAAAGAACGGUGUUAGCGGCGGCUGCGAGACGCAUUGGACGAACGGAGACCACUCUUAUGGGUGAAUUACACUCGAUCUUGCUGGGUGUGGGUUUUUGCAUGGAACAAGAUUUUUGCCCUCUUGAGGUCUUCACUGAUUCACUCUUGGCGGUGCAUGUUUUGAGUGAGAAGACGAGGGGGAUUGAUUCUCUUUGCGACGACCUUUAUGAUGCUUUUAUUUCUGCAAAGGAGAAGAUAGUGCUUGAUUUUAAACAUGUUCGUAGGGAAGCUAAUAGAGCGGCCCAUUUCUUGGCUAAUUUAGCCGUGUGUGUUCCUGAUGCAAUGAUCUGGAGAUCUGAUUUUCCAUCAUCUCUCUUAGAUAUUGUUCAUCGCGAUUUGAAUUAA